AUGGUACAUAGAUUAAAUAAUAAAAUGAAAAGUAUUGAUAGUUCAGAUAUUAAUAAUACGUCAUUGCAUACACCAAAUAAAGAUACUAACAGAGGUGAAGAUGCAUCCUGGAAGGUUUUAAAAAAUAAAUUUCUAUUCAAAUUAAUAUUUUCAAAUUUCAAAUUCAAAGAGUUAUUCAUCUAUGAUGAUUUAUAUGGUUUAUUAGAUUUCUUUAUCAAGUUUAGUAAUGGUGAUGCAAUUAUUAGAGAUAAAAUAAAAGUAGAAAUUAUUACUGAUAGUUCAGACUUUAUUUUUGGCAAUAUCACCAAAAAUAUAAUAAAGUUUUUAAAAAUAAUGAUCGAAUCGAAAAACCUAAUAUAUAUCCCAAAUAGAAAGCGGAUUGAAGAGGCCAUUAUUUCAAGCAAUAUUUUAGAACUAAUUGAUUUAAUGGUGGAGAAUCAUUAA
Messenger RNA from Dictyostelium purpureum, 444 nucleotides. RefSeq lists its product as uncharacterized. The record is from RefSeq and is a predicted model, not a curated record. Bases 1 to 444 code for a protein of 147 amino acids. Lineage: Eukaryota; Evosea; Eumycetozoa; Dictyosteliales; Dictyosteliaceae. The transcript is spliced from 2 exons.